Oryzias melastigma (Indian medaka) is the source of this 2272-nucleotide messenger RNA. It is a transcript of the gene afg2a, whose product is annotated as spermatogenesis associated 5. Gene Ontology annotation, cellular component: cytoplasm. Gene Ontology annotation, molecular function: ATP binding; ATP hydrolysis activity. Lineage: Eukaryota; Metazoa; Chordata; Actinopteri; Beloniformes; Adrianichthyidae. The record is from RefSeq and is a predicted model, not a curated record.
CGGUUCGCGUGGUUCAUUAAAAGACGGCAGAAUGUCUGCAAAGAAAAGCAAAAAGCUCAGAAAAACGAGCGAUGGAGAGAAUCAACUGAAGGAAAGCUCUGAAGAUUCUCAAAACCAGCCAACCGGCCCCGGAAGCUGCAGAAGCGCCAACGCUCUGACCGUCACGGACUUCCAUGAAAAAGUUGAUGGCAAAAUACCCAAAAGCUGCAGAUUAGCAUUAGUACAGAUGAGCCUCAGUUCAAUGAAUGCAGCCUGCAUAAGCAUCGGGAGACCGGUUCUGCUGACGAGUCCCACAGGACACCAAGAGGUGUGUGUGGCAUGGCCUGUUGGCUCAUUCCUGGGUGGAAAGGUUGGUCUUCAGAAAUGUGCCCAGAAGAACCUGAGAGUGAAGUCAGGAGACUCUGUGACUCUGCACUUGAUAACAGGUCCUGUUCUUCGGGCUGAAGAGGUGCUCCUCUCUAAUAGGUCAAAAGAUGAGACUUCACAGUCAGAGGAUUUCAGGAAUUUCUUUCUGGGGUCUUGUGCUGGGAGUAUUGUCUUACCCGGAAAAGUACUCUCUCUGAGUUACUUUGGCCGUUCAUAUAAUCUCAGAGUCGAGACCAUAAAAGGAGAAGAUGGUUUCACACUCCAGAGGUCACACCCUUCCUCAGGGAUGAGCCCGGAGACAGAUCAGUCAUCUCUGAUGGAGUCCUCAUCAGCUGAUCUCUCUCUUCAGCUCAGCAGGCUCAACAUUGGGAUUCCAGACACACCUGGAGAGUCCACUCAAGACGCUAGCACUCCACGCAGACCAACUCCUCUUCCCUUGAUCACCUCGCCCCCUCCCUUUUCUCCCUUACAGCAAGCAGGGGAGGCGUCACCAGCACCCCAUGUUGUUUUUCAGAACAGUGACACAUUCUACUGUCUGUCCUCCUGUACCAAAGUCAGUUAUAGCAGCAGAACACAACCGAUGGGUCCAGACACAGAAGUGCAUCGCUCAAAGAUCAUGUACAGCAACAUUGGAGGACUCAGCAGCCAGCUUGAUGCUAUCAGAGAAACUAUUGAGCUUCCUCUCAAACACCCUGAGCUGUUUUCUAACUAUGGAAUUCUGCCCCCAAGAGGAGUUCUUCUGUACGGUCCCCCUGGCACUGGGAAGACUAUGAUUGGACGAGCCAUAGCCAAUGAGACUGGAGCUCACAUGACAGUAAUCAAUGGUCCAGAGAUCAUGAGCAAAUUCUACGGCGAAACUGAGGCAUGUUUGAGGCGAAUCUUCACUGAGGCAUCCCUGAGGCAGCCUGCCAUCAUCUUCAUCGAUGAGUUGGAUGCUUUGUGUCCAAAGAGAGAGGGGGCUCAGAACGAGGUGGAGAGACGAGUUGUUUCCACUCUUUUGACACUAAUGGACGGGAUUGGUUCCGAGGGUCACUCAGGUCAGCUAGUGGUACUCGGGGCCACAAACAGGCCCCAAGCCCUGGACCCAGCUUUGCGCAGGCCAGGACGUUUUGAUAAGGAGCUGGAGGUGGGAGUGCCCACUAGUGCAGAGCGGACAGAUAUUUUGUUGAAGUUGCUGGAUUUGGUGCCAUGCAGCGCCACCGCCGAGGAGCUGACUCAGCUGGCUGAGUCUGCUCAUGGAUAUGUGGGAGCAGAUCUUGCAGCUGUUUGCAAAGAAGCAGGUCUGCGUGCAGUAAGGCGGGGCCUCAAAAGUUCUCUCAAAGAAGCAGUGGACCACCAACUGGUUGGGAAGGUUACUGUCAGUUUUCAGGACCUGCAGUGGGCCAUGGCUGUUAUAAAGCCCAGCGCCAUGAGGGAGGUUGCGUUUGAAAUUCCCAAGGUCCGCUGGUCAGACAUCGGGGGGAUGGCUGAAGUUAAGCUGAAGCUGCAGCAGGCUGUAGAAUGGCCUUUGAGACAGCCGGAGGUCUUCCUCCGUAUGGGGAUCCAGCCUCCCAAAGGAGUACUACUUUAUGGUCCCCCAGGCUGCUCCAAGACCAUGAUAGCCAAGGCUCUGGCUAAUGAAAGUGGACUAAACUUCUUGGCCAUUAAAGGACCAGAGUUAUUAAGCAAGUAUGUUGGAGAGUCCGAAAAAGCCGUCAGAGAGGUGUUUCGGAAAGCAAGAACAGUCUCUCCCUCCAUUGUCUUCUUUGAUGAGAUAGAUGCUCUGGCCAGUGAAAGAGGAAGUGCCACAGGUUUAGGUGUCGGUGACCGGGUCCUAGCUCAGCUCUUGACAGAGAUUGAUGGCAUCGAGCAACUCCGAGAUGUCACAGUACUGGCUGCAACCAACCGGCCUGACAUGAUUGAUAAG